CGCUAAAGAAGGGAUUUCCCCAGAGUUGGUGGCUGCUUUAGGCCGUGGCCUCCCCUUCUCUUUGCUGACCCGAGCCCAAACUAACCUCACUGACCACUAACCACGAACCGCUAUUCCACUAUUCCACUAUUCCACUUCCACUAACCACCCGACUACUUACACCAGUUCGCCAAUUGGAUUGAUUGCCCGUGCCAAUCUCCUCAUCUCCUCCCCAGUCUCCUCAACCUAUCGUCCCCCUCCCUUGCUCCAACCGACCUGACGAGACGACUCCGUGACUCGAUCUCCAGUCCUUCCUUUGGCAGGGCCCGCCUCUCAUCUCCUCACCUUUCGUCGGUCGAUGCCCACCGUCAAUUCUCUUCUACUGGGUGAAUAAGCCUAUCGUCGAUACCACCGAGCAAUGGCUCUUACGCAACCGUCAACCUCGGAGCGGACCAUCCGCAAAAUUGACAUUGCCCAGGUGUCCCUCAGCCUCCAGGAUCGCUUGGGCCUCGCCAAAGUCAAGUACCAGAACGGCCGUCUACAUGCCCUCGGGCCCAACCACAAUGGCGGGAUACAUGUCUGCUUGGAGAGCGACCGGCCUUCGGAUUCCUCGUCGGACAUCUCUCACAGCCGGAGCGAGACUCCAUUGACGCCGCCUCCCUUGCCAAACUCGUCCUAUUCGAAAGAACUACCCAGGUCGUCCCGGAACAGACAUGCAGCAACCUUCGAUUCCAAGGCAAUGCAACCGAUGCUGUCUGCCAGCCGAAAGCGUCUGCGGUCCGACUCGAUCACAGACCGGACGGUCAAAGCCCCCCGGGUUUCAUGGAAGACUUCACAUCACCUGCCUGAAUCGUCCCCGGGCUUCAGCCGGCAGCACAUGCACCGGCACCUCCCCCUCCCGUUCAUGGCAGAGAUCCCCGAAUAUUCCUCUCCAGCGUACCCUCCACACUCCGAAGACGAUAACGACCCCGACCUUCCCGUCCACAGCUUUCAGCAUAUCAGCUCUUUGUCGGGUUCCUCCCCUCCUCGCACGCCUCCUCCCAAGCACGCCCGUCCGUCCCGGAACGACCGCACAUUGCGGCAUGCCGACGGGGCAGAUCUGCUUUUGUACCUGGCCAAUUCCCCGACUCCAGCCAAGCCCCAGGGUCGGGACUUCCCUCCUUCUACACCCCCGAGCCAGCAUGCCGCUUUGCCUUCGCUGACCCCGACCCCUGGCGGCGGCGGCGUCUUUCCUAAUUUCGGCACUCCCAACCAGCAGUUCAACUUUGCCGAUUUCGUGAAUGUGACCCCCAGCCCUGCCCAGCCCCCCUGGGGCGGUCGCACGCCUGGAGGCCCCUCGAAAACGCCCCUUGCCAACAGGGAGCGGAAGAGAUCCAACCUCGACGGCCUGCUGCCCCCGAGCACGGAUAGUCCCAGGAACCGCGGAAAAGGGCCUGCCAUGGUCCUCCAACUCGGCGAAGAGCUACGACCCGAAAACCGCAAAUAAACUGGAUGUACAGAUGCUUCCCUUCUUGUUUAUGCAUUCCCCUCCCAUUGUUGAUGACUCUUAAUGACUGUUAUGUGCCCAUAUCUUGAUUUCCACCCAUCCUCAUACCCCGCCGCUGUAUCCAGUUGUCUAUCCGAUUUUCUUGUGUUGUACGGUCA
Messenger RNA from Aspergillus ibericus CBS 121593, 1623 nucleotides. RefSeq lists its product as uncharacterized. Bases 398 to 1465 code for a protein of 355 amino acids. NCBI's taxonomy places the organism in Eukaryota, Fungi, Ascomycota, Eurotiomycetes, Eurotiales, Aspergillaceae. The record is from RefSeq and is a predicted model, not a curated record. The transcript has 2 exons.